Molecule: messenger RNA, 2222 nt
Organism: Olea europaea var. sylvestris
Lineage: Eukaryota; Viridiplantae; Streptophyta; Magnoliopsida; Lamiales; Oleaceae
Product: scarecrow-like transcription factor PAT1
Exons: 2
Coding region: 408-2006 (532 amino acids)
Biological process (GO): regulation of DNA-templated transcription
Cellular component (GO): nucleus
Molecular function (GO): DNA-binding transcription factor activity; sequence-specific DNA binding
Source: RefSeq, a predicted model, not a curated record
CCUUCUAUAAUAAAUUUCGGCUCUCUCAUUCCUCUCUCCCUCUUGCUCAAUGCUUUACAAUACAAUAAAAUCAAAUAUUAGUCUGAUAGAUUGAGGAUUCUUCAAACUUAAGGUUUGUUUGUCUGAAGGCUUAUUGAAAUGAUAUUCUCUUAUGACGUUUCACAUAAAUUCCAUCUUUCAAUUCAGGAUUUCUUUUCUGUUUGAGGAUUAAUUGGAGCUCUUGAGUUAAAGUUCAUAACUGGUUUGAGCUUAACUGAAAUGGGUUGGUCUUAGAUCUUUAAAAGAUUCUCCCAAAAAAAAAAAUAAAUAAAUAAAAUCGUAUGCCCCCUUCGUGGAAGAAUAGAUAUAUAAAUAUGGUGGAAGCCAAUCAGAAAGCAUAGAGAGGAAAGAGUGUCAUUUUCAAUUCAAUGCAAGCAUCACGACGUCAAGCCAGAUCAAGAAUGUCUAAUGCAUUGCAAUAUCUGCGCGUACAAAAGUUGGGGUCAUAUUUUUCUGGCGAAGAUUUAAGCUACAAUAAUAGCAGCAAUGGGGGAAAUAGCUUCUCUAUUCAAAUCUCUCAAGACCAAUAUUGCACACUAGAGUCAUCCCCAAUGAGCAUUAAUUGCACUCUUUAUAACUCGCCGUCUAUUGUUAAUUUCUCGCCAGACGAUAGUCCCAUGUCCAAGCCACAUAUUUCGCCAGACACUAACUAUGGCUCCCCUACAAGUGGAUCUUGCAUAACCGAAGAUGUGAAUGAUUUUAGGCACAAACUAAAAGAACUCGAGACUGUAAUGUUGGGACCUGAUCUUGACAUUCUCGAAACUUACAAUAAUACCUUAUCGAGCAAUACUAUAGCGUCACCAGAUAUAGACAGUUGGAGACAAAUGAUGGAGGCCAUUCACAUAGGGGACUUGAAGAAGGUACUUAUUGCCUGUGCGAAAACAAUAUCAAAUAAUGAUUUGUUGAUGGCACAAUGGCUGAUAUCUGAGUUGCGUCAACUAGUGUCAGUUUCUGGUGAACCAAUACAACGUCUGGGAGCUUACAUGUUGGAGGGGCUUGUCGCCAGGAUGGCUUCUUCGGGGAGUACCAUCUAUAAAUCUCUAAGAUGCAAAGAACCUGCUAGUUUUGAGCUGCUAUCUUAUAUGCACAUACUAUAUGAGGUUUGCCCGUACUUCAAGUUUGGAUACAUGUCUGCAAAUGGUGCCAUCGCAGAAGCUAUGAAGGAUGAAAAUAGAGUGCACAUAAUUGAUUUUCAGAUUCGACAGGGGAGCCAAUGGAUAACUCUAAUCCAAGCUUUUGCAGCCCGACCUGGAGGGCCACCUCAUAUUAGGAUUACAGGUAUCGAUGAUUCUACGUCCGCGUAUGCACGUGGAGGAGGACUGUGUAUUGUGGGACAGAAGCUAUCUAAGCUCGCUCAGACUUUCAAAGUACCUUUCGAAUUUCAUUCUGCAGCCAUGUCCGGAUGUGAGAUUCAGCUUGAAAAUCUUGGAAUUCGACCUGGUGAGGCCUUGGCAGUGAAUUUUGCAUUCAUGUUAAAUCACAUGCCUGAUGAAAGUGUCAGCACUGAAAAUCAUCGAGAUGGUUUAUUGAGGUUGGUCAAAAGCCUAAAUCCCAAAGUGGUGACCUUAGUUGAACAAGAAUCCAAUACGAAUACUGCAGCAUUUUUUCCUAGGUUCCUUGAAGCACUAGACUAUUAUACAGCUAUGUUUGAAUCAAUUGAUGCAACUCUCCCCAGGGAUCGCAAGGAGCGAAUCAGCAUUGAGCAACAUUGUUUAGCAAGGGAUGUUGUCAACAUUAUAGCAUGUGAGGGAAUGGAGAGGGGGGAACGGCACGAGCUUCUUGGGAAAUGGAAGUCGCGAUUCAAAAUGGCUGGUUUUAGUCCAUACCCCUUGAGUUCUUUGGUAAACGCUACAAUCAGGAUGUUGCUUCAAAACUACUGCAAUAAAUAUAGGCUUGAAGAAAGAGAUGGAGCUCUAUAUCUUGGUUGGUUGAAUAGAGAUUUGAUUGCUUCUUGUGCUUGGAAGUGAUAUUCCUGUAUUGAGGUCUCAGCCAAAAUCAUAUUCGUAUUUGUAUUUUCCUGAUUUUCCCCAAAUGCUGAACAAGGCUCAAUAUUUGAACCAAAUAUGUGCUCUGUAACUUUUGGUGUAAUUUGUAACCAAGAUCUUUGAAAAAUGCAAUCUGCUUUCCGUUCUGCAAAGAGGUUUUUGCAGGAGAAUUUAUGCAAAAAUAGAAUAUCAAACUAA